This is a messenger RNA of Rhincodon typus (whale shark), 1359 nucleotides long. RefSeq names its product dyslexia-associated protein KIAA0319-like protein. NCBI's taxonomy places the organism in Eukaryota, Metazoa, Chordata, Chondrichthyes, Orectolobiformes, Rhincodontidae. The transcript is spliced from 9 exons. Gene Ontology annotation, cellular component: plasma membrane; cytoplasmic vesicle. The annotation marks the transcript as partial. The record is from RefSeq and is a predicted model, not a curated record.
CUGACAGUGGUGGAUUCUGAUGGUGCCAGUAACUCAACCACAGCAGUUGUCACCGUGCACAAAGCAGUAGACUAUCCACCUGUAGCCAAUGCUGGUGCAAAUCAGGUCCUCACAUUGCCCAAGAACUCCAUUAUGUUGUAUGGCAACCAAAGCACAGAUGACCAUGGAAUCGUCAGCUAUGAGUGGUCCCUAAGCCCAAAGAGUAAAGGCAAAGUUGUUGAAAUGCAGGGUGUACGAACAUCAUCUCUCCAGUUGUCAGCAAUGCAGGAAGGUGACUACAUCUUUCAACUUACAGUCACAGACUCUGCAGGCCACCAGGCCACAGCUGAGGUGAUGGUAAUAGUGCAACCAGAAAAUAAUAAACCUCCAGUGGCUGAUUCUGGUCCUGAUAAAGAGCUGACCCUUCCUGUGGACAGCACGAUAUUGGAUGGCAGUAAAAGCACAGAUGACCAGAAAAUUACAUCCUACUUGUGGGAAAAAACAAGUGGCCCUGACGGUGUGAAAAUCGAGAAUGCAGACAGCGCGAUUGCCACAGUAACAGGUCUUCAGGUUGGGUCAUAUGAGAUUACACUGACAGUGAAGGAUGAACGAAACCUGGAAAGCCACGAUUCUGUUAGAAUAAUUGUGAGAGAGGAAGUCAAUAAGGCUCCAGUUGCUAAGAUAACAAGGAAUGUUGUGAUCACCCUCCCUAAUAACACAGCUAUGCUUGAUGGAUCAAAAUCAUCAGAUGAUAAGGGAAUUGUCAGCUACCUUUGGACGAGAGAUGAAAGCAGUCCAGCAGCUGGAGAUGUGCUAAAUAACACUGAUCACCAGCCUGUGCUUUUCCUGUCCAAUUUGGUUGAAGGACUAUAUACAUUUUGUCUCAAAGUAACUGAUGCAAAAGGAGAAAAUCAUAUCGACAGGGCAACACUGGAAGUCAGACCUGAUCCCCAAAAGAAUGAUCUUGUAGAAAUUAUCCUGGAUGUCAGUGUCAGCCGGUUAACUGAGAGACAAAAGGGCAUGUUACUUAGGCAAAUAGCUGUCCUCCUUGGAGUCCUUGAUUCGGACAUUACUGUGCAAAAAAUUCAACCUUACACCGAACAGAGUACACAGAUUAUCUUUUGUGUGAGGAAUACACAAGCUCAUCAGGUGUUGAGGGGCCAGGAUGUUGCUCGGAUACUGAAGAAUAAAUUUCGGAAGCAGAAAUCAGACUUCCUAGUUUUCCGGGCUCUCCAAGUCAAUACAGUCAUCUGUCAGUUGAAUUGUUCAGACCAUGGUCGGUGUGAUUCUUUCAAUAAACGUUGUCUCUGUGAUCCAUUCUGGAUGGAGAACUUCAUUCGAGUUCAAUUGGGAGAUGGAGAACGCAACUGUGGUAAGUGC